This is a messenger RNA of Dama dama (fallow deer), 2777 nucleotides long. Its product is annotated as heat shock 70 kDa protein 1-like. The record is from RefSeq and is a predicted model, not a curated record. The coding region runs from base 176 to 2101 and encodes 641 amino acids. Gene Ontology annotation, biological process: cellular response to unfolded protein; protein refolding. Lineage: Eukaryota; Metazoa; Chordata; Mammalia; Artiodactyla; Cervidae. Gene Ontology annotation, cellular component: vesicle; cytoplasm; blood microparticle. Gene Ontology annotation, molecular function: misfolded protein binding; ubiquitin protein ligase binding; ATP-dependent protein folding chaperone. The transcript is spliced from 2 exons.
CGGCGGGGCUGGCCGCGGAGUUGCCUGGCUGAUGCCUGCGUUCUUCGGUUGUCUUCUUCAAAAUGAGAUUAAAGGAAUCAAUAGGGGAGAGACCUUUAGAGUUUUCCUCAAACUCGCUAAUUUGUUGGGUGAAAACACUGGACAGGUUUGUAACUGACACAAACCUAGAAAAACCAUGGCUGCUGCUAAGGGAACGGCCAUCGGCAUCGACCUGGGCACCACCUACUCCUGCGUGGGGGUGUUCCAGCACGGCAAGGUGGAGAUCAUCGCCAACGACCAGGGCAACCGCACCACCCCUAGCUAUGUGGCCUUCACAGACACCGAGCGGCUCAUCGGCGAUGCGGCCAAGAACCAGGUAGCCAUGAAUCCCCAGAACACUGUGUUUGAUGCCAAACGUCUGAUCGGCAGAAAAUUUAAUGAUCCUGUCGUGCAAUCAGAUAUGAAACUUUGGCCUUUCCAAGUAAUCAACGAAGGAGGCAAGCCCAAGGUAAUGGUGUCCUACAAAGGGGAAAAGAAAGCUUUUUAUCCUGAGGAAAUCUCUUCUAUGGUACUGACUAAGAUGAAGGAGACUGCUGAGGCUUUUUUGGGCUACACUGUCACCAAUGCUGUGAUCACUGUGCCAGCUUACUUCAAUGACUCUCAGCGUCAGGCCACCAAGGAUGCAGGUGUUAUCGCAGGUCUCAAUGUGCUAAGAAUUAUCAAUGAACCCACUGCUGCUGCCAUUGCCUAUGGCUUAGAUAAAGCAGGUCAGGGAGAGCGACAUGUCUUGAUCUUUGAUCUGGGUGGAGGCACAUUUGAUGUGUCUGUGCUGACCAUAGAUGAUGGGAUUUUUGAGGUUAAGGCGACAGCUGGGGACACCCACUUGGGUGGAGAGGAUUUUGACAACAGGCUUGUGAGCCACUUUGUGGAAGAAUUCAAGAGGAAACAUAAGAAGGACAUCAGCCAGAACAAGCGGGCUGUGAGGCGGUUGCGCACUGCCUGUGAGAGGGCCAAGAGGACCCUGUCAUCUAGCACCCAGGCCAACUUGGAAAUUGACUCACUUUAUGAAGGCAUUGACUUCUACACAUCCAUCACCAGAGCCCGGUUUGAAGAGUUGUGUGCAGACCUGUUUAGGGGCACCCUGGAGCCUGUGGAGAAGGCUCUUCGGGAUGCCAAGAUGGAUAAAGCUAAAAUCCAUGACAUUGUCUUAGUAGGGGGCUCUACUCGAAUCCCUAAGGUUCAGAGGCUGUUGCAGGACUACUUUAAUGGUCGUGAUCUCAACAAGAGCAUCAACCCCGAUGAGGCAGUUGCCUAUGGGGCUGCAGUUCAGGCAGCCAUUUUGAUGGGGGAUAAGUCUGAAAAGGUACAGGACCUGCUCUUGUUGGACGUGGCUCCCCUGUCUUUAGGUUUGGAGACCGCAGGGGGAGUCAUGACUGUACUAAUCAAGCGCAACUCCACCAUCCCCACGAAGCAGACACAGAUUUUCACCACCUACUCAGACAAUCAGCCGGGCGUGCUGAUCCAGGUGUAUGAGGGCGAGAGGGCCAUGACUCGGGACAACAACCUGCUGGGGCGCUUUGAUCUGACUGGAAUCCCUCCGGCACCCAGGGGAGUGCCCCAGAUUGAGGUGACCUUUGACAUUGAUGCCAAUGGUAUUCUCAAUGUAACAGCUAUGGACAAGAGCACGGGCAAGGCCAACAAGAUCACCAUUACCAAUGACAAGGGCCGGCUGAGCAAGGAGGAGAUCGAGCGCAUGGUUCUGGAUGCUGAAAAAUAUAAAGCUGAGGAUGAGGUCCAGAGAGAGAAAAUUGCUGCAAAAAAUGCCUUAGAAUCCUAUGCUUUUAACAUGAAGAGUGCUGUGAGUGAUGAAGGUCUACAGGGCAAGAUUAGUGAGUCUGAUAAAAAGAAAAUACUGAGUAAAUGCAAUGAGGUCCUUUCGUGGCUGGAGGCCAAUCAACUGGCUGAGAAAGAUGAGUUUGAUCAUAAGAGAAAGGAAUUGGAGCAAGUAUGUAACCCAAUCAUUACAAAACUCUACCAGGGAGGAUGCACUGGGCCUUCCUGUGGAACAGGGUAUACACCUGGAAGGGCUGCAACAGGCCCCACAAUUGAAGAAGUAGAUUAAUCUUAUGUGGAGCUGGACAGUUCUAGGGUGCCUCUAAGAUGAAUUUUGUUGCCCUCAUCUUCAAACAUGGUUAUAAUUCCUGAAUUGACUGGACCUGAAUCUAAGUGACUAUCACUUUUGGAUUCUGAUGGAGGAGUCUCAUAUACCAUCUUUUCACACUCCAACAAUUUUCUGACGCAUUACAACAAAUUUCUGACUCUGGAAUGAGACUCUUAGGAAAACUAGGCACCUCUCGGAACCAUUUGAAGAAUCUGAAUGUCUGUUAUUUAUUUCCAGCCUUCCCAACUUCCUUUUUCCUGUGUGGAUGGUUAUUUGUCCCUCAGUAAAUUUGUUCCUAAAGCAAAUUACUUGCGGUAUUUUUAGACUAUGAGUGUAUCUUGUAAAAAGGGAGUGUGGAGCGACCACGUGUGGUCUGUUUGUGAGCUAAUUGUGAAUGAUUAAGCUGGUAAGGGCAAAGUAUUUGAAUUUUCAGGAGCUGAUUGAAGAAGGGAAAAUAACUUUUGAUUAUCAGGUUAAACCCUUUAGCCCCAGUUAGAGUAGCUGCUAAUUUAGAUACUGCUUUUAAGUGAUUGACUGAUUAGGUGUUUAAGGUUGAGCUGGGGAGUUGGGGCAAGGACCAACUUCUGCUUGAUGUCCUGAUGUCACUCAUAGGUGGGGCCUAGGAGAUCCUGCCCCU